Molecule: messenger RNA, 866 nt
Organism: Rhizopus microsporus ATCC 52813
Lineage: Eukaryota; Fungi; Mucoromycota; Mucoromycetes; Mucorales; Rhizopodaceae
Exons: 4
Coding region: 6-803 (265 amino acids)
Biological process (GO): protein dephosphorylation
Cellular component (GO): nucleus; protein phosphatase 4 complex; cytoplasm
Molecular function (GO): protein phosphatase regulator activity
Source: RefSeq, a predicted model, not a curated record
CUCAAAUGUCAAGCCCUGGCAAUGACAGCCGCAUUUUGGAUUCAAAUGGCUCUAGCCAACAAAGUAAUGGUAAUGCAGUAACCGAAAGACAGUCAAGUGUUAGACAAGAAGCACGACCAGAUCUUGUAGAGAUUGAAGAUAGUUUUGAAUCAUUAAAAUCAUCAGAGCAACAGGCACUUGAGGCACUUGAAAAGAUUGCAGAAACAAAUCAAGUCAUGACACCUUGGUCAGAAUUGAGGAUAAUCUUGAAUCGUAUUGUAUCAAAGCAAUCACGCAUUAUGGAUCCUAAACUACAAGAUAGCAAUGUACGAAAUCAAGCUGAUCGCAUCACAGCAGAUAUUUCAGAAAUAUUACAAAAGCUAGAAGAUUGCCCAUUUACCAUUCAGCGUGUUUGUGAAUUGGUUGUGAACCCAACCCAGCAUUAUAAAACAUAUCUUAAAUACCUUCGUGCUCUCCAAAAGACAUUGGGAGUGAGGUCUAGUUGGCAGGAGUUUGUAGAUAGACGUAGAAAUGCAGCUAGAGAAAGAACUGAGGAUGACUCGGAAGGAUUUUAUGGUACUGUCUCCAUGGCAUCUACAGUUCCCUUGAGUGAUAAUGAAGAAACAAAUGAAGAAGCAAAUGAAGAGACGAAUGAUGUGGCCGAACAGGAUAUGGAUCGACCAAAGAUGAAUGGUAUAGAAGGACCGUGCGAUGAAGUAGAACAAAAUAAUGAACAAGAGGAUAAUACAAUAGAGGCAACAGAAAGUAGAGAAGACGACAGAGAAGACAACAAAGAAGAUAACACAGAAGAUAACACAGAUUAAGCAUUAUUUAUAAAAAUGGCCACUAGACACAACCAUGUAUAAAAUGCUCAUAAAUAUAAAUUA